Messenger RNA from Encephalitozoon hellem ATCC 50504, 468 nucleotides. RefSeq lists its product as uncharacterized. Lineage: Eukaryota; Fungi; Microsporidia; Unikaryonidae. The record is from RefSeq and is a predicted model, not a curated record. Gene Ontology annotation, molecular function: protein-folding chaperone binding. Bases 1 to 468 code for a protein of 155 amino acids. The transcript has a single exon.
AUGAGAAUUACAUAUGACUUUGCAGAAACAAAAGAUAGUGCAAUCAUAUUUGUGUAUAAGCCCUCUCCAAACGACUUCCAGAUAGCUCCUGUGCUUGAGAAUUCCAGGAAGCUUAGGCUAUCUGAGGGCAUUGCUGUCGAUCUUUACAGGGACGUCCAUCCAGAUAUUAAGCUUAGUGAGUCCAAGUCAAGGAUAGAAAUUCACCUCAGAAAGGUCGAAGCAUCAAGAUGGGGCGGAAUCAAUGGGAGAUCGGAAGGCCGGUCCCAAGAUGGUAAUAAGGAAAUUACUGUGGAUGAUUCAGAAGAUGAAGAAAAUACUUCCGUGAUGGAUCUUCUCAGGAAGAUUUACCAGCGGUCUGGAGAAGAUGUUAGAAGAGCAAUGGAAAAGUCUUUCUACGAGUCUGAAGGAACUGUUCUAAGCACGGAUUGGGAAAGAGUCAAGUCAGAAAAGAUCACCCGAGAAGAUUAA